AUGAAUGUCUUCAAUGCGAUCCAUUCGUCGACCUCAAAUCUGAUCUCGAAGACAGGAAACACCGGAGCCAAUGACACACAGCCGCCACGACUGCUGUACUUUUGCAUAUUCGACCCGUCUUUGGGUGACCCCAGCAAGGAAGACGAUCAACAACUGAUCAACCAGAUUCUCGUAUAUCUCAACUUUGAGGACCGGGAUGUCCUUGAGACCGAGAAGGCUAAACGAAUCGGGUUCAUACAAGGGCUUGGUGCAUUUGCAGGCCGUUUUCACAGCUCUGGCGACGGUCCUUUAAAUUACAUUGACACAGAUAAAUCUAGAGUGGUUACUGGGAUCUUCGAGGAAAAAUACCAUUUCUUCUGUGGAUUCAGAUUUGCGAAAACUGGACAGUCUUACGUGCGGCGAGGCAUUGCAACUCCAACGUAUCUACUGAACGAGUUUCAGUAUGGCUACAAUCUUUACCGAAUAAAUUAUGGACUCAUAGAUCGCAACGCAAAGAAACGACUGGAAGAUUGGUGGCGGAUCUGGCUGACGCAGAAAUUUGAGUAUCCUUCAGGCUUUGGUCUGACAGACCGAGGGGUGCUGAAUUUGCUCUCGGGAUAUCGGCGUUCGUCCGUGGGGCUGCCGCUUGGGUUCAGGGAUAAUCUCACGAAUGCUUUGAAGGAGUUCAGCUCAAAAAACAGCUCCUUGGUUGACUUGUUGAUUGUGAACACGAACUGGACGCCGACCAAGAACUUUGGCGUGAUAUAUCUGAACGACGAAUCACCCAUACCCAGAGAGUGGCUGAUAAACCUGGUGAACCAUUUCGAGAGACUCGAUCUUUCUACAGGCCUCUCUACGUACUCGCUAAGACUCAGCAACAUCCCGUCGUUGAAAGCAUAUUACGCUGCCAUUCAGGCUUUGUCUGGAGGGAAUAGAACGCUGCUCGAUAGGUCGAUAUUACAACCUGCUAUUUAUAUUCACGAACAAUUGACUACACAUGUGUUCAAUCCUUUCACCUCUGCAAUCAAUACUGUUGCCUCGGUCCCUCAUCUUGUGUCUUCUAUUGGCUUGUUCGGACUAGGUUCGUCCUCCAACGAAGAGCCUGAAGUGUUGGAUGAGGCAGUCGCGGAAGCCCCAACAUCGCAAGAGUCGCUGGGCACGGAGCUUACAGGAAAAUUUCUAUUAGGCGAGACAAGCGAUGGAAGGAUCACGAAAACGGUGCAUCUGGGAAACUUAAUUUUGGAGAUGGUUGUGUACGAAAUCAAUGGGAUAAUGUUCACCUUGUUGUUCAAAGAGAUUGGCAAAGAGUCUGAUUUUUUUGCUUCUCUUCAAACACAGCUAGACGAUAUUUACUCUUCUUAUUUCAGUGAUGUGGUCGCUACACAAUUGAGAUCCAUGGAAAAAGACUUGAGAGAGAACUCAGAGUUUUUCUAUCUAAUAUACAAUCCGAUGACCAAAGAAAUCAAAACCUCUCUGCCAAAUAUCCCCGACUCAGAUGAAAUCAAAGAAAUCAAAACUUCUGUGCUACCAUCCGAGGGAGUAAACAGGACGCAGAUAAUCAAUCUCACAUUGAGCCUCAUGACUCAUAUUCUGGAGAGCCAUGAGUUUCUCGGUCUCGAGCCAGUCGAGAAGGUUGUCAAGAUCAACCGAAAUUGGUGGUGUCUGCAUAAGAUCGUCGAUGGUAAAAGUGUGAUCGCUCUCAAGAAGUUUUCUCCCAGUGAGUUCAAUUUGGAAGCCGACAAUCUGGUUGCCUCUUUUGGAGCAGAAUUUAGUAAAUGGUUUAAUGAGUCUAUCGAAAGCGGGUUCAUCUAA
Molecule: messenger RNA, 1791 nt
Organism: Ogataea angusta
Lineage: Eukaryota; Fungi; Ascomycota; Pichiomycetes; Pichiales; Pichiaceae
Exons: 1
Coding region: 1-1791 (596 amino acids)
Biological process (GO): vesicle-mediated transport
Cellular component (GO): intracellular membrane-bounded organelle; Mon1-Ccz1 complex
Source: RefSeq, a predicted model, not a curated record